Messenger RNA from Closterium sp. Yama58-4, 11118 nucleotides. The record is from the annotation of a GenBank genome assembly. NCBI's taxonomy places the organism in Eukaryota, Viridiplantae, Streptophyta, Zygnematophyceae, Desmidiales, Closteriaceae.
AUGGUCAGGUCAAUGCCCUCUACUCCACACCAUGCCAUGCCAUGCCGCCUGUACAGUAGUGCAACGUGUGUUCAUCCACCCCCUCACUCCCGCCAGGAUGGUCGGGUCAACGCCCUCUACUCUACGCCUUCUAUCUAUCUGGACGCCAAGCAGCAAGCUGAGGAGAUCUGGCCUGUCAAGACUGGCGACUUCUUCCCCUAUGCUGAUGCACCGCACGCCUACUGGACCGGCUUCUACUCGUCCCGCCCAGCCUUCAAGCGCUACGUGCGCCACUGCAGCGCGCUGCUGCUGGCAGCAAGCAUUCUAGAAGCAGCAGUGGGGCGGGAAUCCUUACAAGCAUGGGGAGGCGACACUGACGGCAUGAACCUCGUGGGCUCUGGCGCGGGCAGAAUGAUGGUCGCGAGUUUCCAUCCCUCGGAGGUGCCUAGUGUGGCGACUGGAGAGGGUGGUGGUGAGGGUCGGGCAGCAUCGACAGCAUCGUUGGGGGAGGCAGUGGCGGUGGCACAGCACCACGAUGCCAUCACAGGCACGGCCCAGCAGCACGUGAAUGACGACUACACGCUCCGCCUGCACCGCGCAGCACACGAGGCAUCCACUGUUCUCACCAGCGCCCUCGCAUACCUCAUUCUGCAUCCUCCACCUCCUCUCCCUCCCCCCUCGCCUUCCACGAGCGUACCACUUGAAAGCCAGGAGUCAUCUGCAAGCCACGGCUCGUUGCAAGGAGCCCAGGGCGCAGGGCCGCAUAGGGAGGAGCGUGGAGGAGAGCCCUUGCACGAGGGACAGCGCUGGAGAGGCCGUGGCUUGUUUGUUCAGGCUGUGGGGAGUGUAGCGGGCGCAGAGAGGGUGGAAGGAGUGAGAGAGGGGAGUGGUGGGAGGAGGCGGCUGCAGGAGAAGCCGAAGCUGCUGCUCGAGACGUGCCCUCUGCUGAACAUCUCCUUCUGCCCUCCAUCGCAGUCUGGUCUUGAACCCGGCAAGACCCUGGUGGUGGUCGCCUUCAACCCCCUUGCCUGGGCUCGCACCGAAAUCGUCCGCAUUCCAGUCUCUGCUCCCUCAGUCAUUGUCACAGACUCAGCCCACCAGCCCAUCCCAUCACAGCUCAUCCCAGACCUCCUCCCUCGCCCAGUCAUCCGUGCUUUCUACGCAGCAGCACAUGCGGGCGCCACCGUGCCUCCACUGGAGCAGCAGCAGGGGGUGGUGUCAGUGGUGUUCCGCGCUGAGGUGCCCCCGUUGGGAUAUUCCACCUUCUUCCUCGUUGCAGCCCAGCCAGGAGCUGCGGGGGCAGCAGUGAGCAGCAGUGACUGGAUCUUGGGGCCAAAUAAGCAGAGGGGACGGAACACAAGGAGCAAGAAGGGGAGGAAGAAAAAGAAGAAGGCUAAGAAGAAUGACUAUGAGGAGGGAGGGGAAGGAGGGGAAGAAGGGGAGGAAGGGGAGGCAGGGGAGGAAGGGGAGGCAGAAGCUGAAGGGGGGGGAGGAGGGGAGGCGGGGGAUGGGGAGGGGGAGGAGGAGGAGGAGGUGGGCGAUGGUGUGGAUCAGGGGGAUGAGAUAGUUCUAGGGGGGGUGGUGGCUGGUCGUCCGGCAGCACGUGUCUAUUUCUCCAAGGCUGCUCGUGGAAUGACGCGAGCUGAGCUAAUCAAGCCAAAUGGGAAGGCCUUUGCUACGCUAGCAGUAGCCAACCUCAGCAGCGACAUGCUCUACUACUCAUCUGCAGAGUCGGGAGCAUACAUCUUCAAGCCCACAGCAGACGGUGCGCUGCCGUUCCGCAGGAAGCAGAGGGUGCCGAUCCGCGUGCUGCGAGGGCCCAUUGUGGAGGAGUUUCACCGGCAGGUGGCUCGCGACGUGUCUGAGGUGUAUCGAGUUUACCCCGGGGAGAAUUAUGCUGAGCUUGGCUACUCCAUAGGGCCUCUUGUUGAGGACGGGUCUCUGGGGAAAGAGGUCGUUGCCUCCUUCUCCUCUUCCAUUCAGAGCGGGGAAGUUUUUCAUACGGACUCCAACGGCCGCGACUACCUCAAGCGAGUUCGCGACUCUCGCCCAGACUGGACCCUCACAGUCAAAGAGCCCACAGCAGGGAACUUCUACCCUGUGACAGUGGGGGCGUUCAUCGGGGAUGGGGAGUCACAGCUGUCGCUGCUGGUGGACCGAGCAGCCGGUGCUGCCAGCCUCGCAGCCGGACAGCUCGAAGUCAUGCUGCACCGUCGUUUGGACACUGUGGACAACAAGGGAGUCGGAGAGCCGCUAAAUGAGGAUGUUUGUGUGGAGGAUAAGUGCUACCACCUUGUUGUGGUGGGAUUUCUCCGCUUCGCAGUGCUGCCAGACACACACGCACCGCCAGGCACACCCCCACAGCAGGCAUCAGGCGGGGCAGCAGCAGGGGCCUUCUGGCGGAGAGACCACAGCCAGCGGAUGCUCUCUCCGCUCCAGCUCGCCUUUGCUGUCGAGUCUACUGAGGACCUGGCAGCAGCAGAAGCAGAGGCAGCGGAAGCAGCUCAAGCAGCAGCACGAGCAGCAGCUGCUGCUGCCGCCACUCCAGACCCUGCUGGAGCUGACGAGUCUGAGACCUCCACUGAGCCAGCUGCCACCAGCGCAGGACCGACGGGGUUCCUGUGGCGCCACUCCCUCUUCCAGAGCGCUCAGCAGGAGGUGGCAAGGGCAGGGACACGUGAAUACCAGAGGGAGGGCGGCAGCACCAGAGGGAGGGCGGCAGCUCCCCCGAAUAGCUGCCAGCUGCCUCGGAAUGUGGCUAUAACGACAUUGGAGGAGCUAUCACCCGGAGCAAUUCUUCUGCGUCUGGCUCACCUUUAUGAGGCUCAAGAGCAUCCGCUAUUUUCUCAGCUUGCAGGAGUGAAUCUCCGGCAGCUAUUUGCCGGACGAGAGAUUCUGAAGGUGACGGAGCUGAGUCUCAUGGCAAACCAAGAACGCUCUGGCAUGCGAACCCCUCUAACAUGGCAGCUUGAUGAAAGUGAAGGAGAGUUGACACCAUCGGCGGGAAAUGCGGAGGAGAAGGGGAGGAGCUCGUCGUACCCGCGCGGCGAGUCAGAGCCGGGAUCAGACCGAAGGACCCGGCGGAGACCCAGCGGCGGGCUGUCCACGUCAGCGAUCGAGCAGAUGUCGCGCGAGGUGAAGCUGAUGGGGUGGCUGUACAAGCAGUCCAAGUCGCGCCCGUUCGGGCAUCAUUGGGCGCGCCGUUACUUCGUGCUGCGCGCGCAGCGCAUUAGCUACUUCCGCAGCCUGCCCUGGCAGCACGAGAUUCCUGUGAAGGAAUUUGAUCUCACGCCCAAGUGCCGUGUGGAGGACACAGGCCGGAUUUCCACCAACACCAAGGAGCUCUACACCUUCUGUAUACACCCAGAGCUUCCCAAGCCGUGUCUGGUGGGAACCAAGGACCCUGAGCUAGUGGCUGUGUGGAUGCAGGCCAUUCGGGAGACAAUAGAACAUAAUGUGGCGCCUACAAUAAGAAUGCCACUGACCCGACCCACCAGCACCAACAGCCUGUCAGACGAGGAGGAGGGAGAAACACCCCCGCACCCCAACAUGUCCUCCUGCCGCGACUCCAUUGACAGCAGCAGUGAGCAGUUUGACGGGGACGAGAUGGCAGCAGAUGACCUGCCCACACCACAGCGAGUGCUGCUCGACAGACGAGGCUCCAUUGGCUUCGGCCCUCCCAUGGAGCUGGGUGGCAUGCUCGAGGCCAUGGUGGCGAUGCGCAGUGCAUCAACAGCUUCAGGGAUCGCAUCCGACGGCUCCUGGCGCCUCAUCAAGCUAUCCAACGGGCUGCGUUUCUUUGAGGAGUUGAACGAGGAGCGCGGGCAGGCGGGCAUGUGUGGCAGCCUGCCGUGUCUCAGUGCCGUGGGAACGGUGGAUGCUCCUAGUGAUGCUGUCUUUCGUCUCGUACUCGACCUCUCCUCUUCUCGCAACGAGUGGGACGUGGCGUACGGGGGAGCACGCAUGGUAGAGGCCCAAGACGGUCACACAGACUGCAUCCACUACCGCUUCCGACCGCUCCCAGUCGGCUUCGGCCCCUUCACCCUCACAGCGCGAGACGUGUGCCUGCGGCGCUACUGGCAGCGCACAGCCGACGGCUGCUACGUGGUGCUCUACCAGUCAAUGGAGCACCCCCUAUGCCCCCCUGUCAUGGGCUGUGUUCGUGCCAAUCUCACCUACGGCGGGUUUAUCAUUGCCCCAGCGGGCCCGUCGGCGAUCGGACGGUCGGUAGUGAUGCAUGUGUUGCAGAUGGAUGCAAAGGGGUUGCUGCCGAUGUGCAGCGGUGUUGCGACCGAAGUGCAUUUUUACCUGCUGUCGAGAGUGGCGGGCAUUCGGGAGUUUUUCGCGCAGACGAGGGGGGAUUCGCUGGCUGCGCUGCUAGGGUUGAGGGACACGCAGCAGGCUACAGCUGCUGCUACAGCUGCGGCUGUAGCGGCUGCAGAAGGGAGAGAGCUUGGAGGGGGUGGGAGGAAGGGGAGCAGGCGGGAGCGGGAGGACGGGCGGAUCGGGCCGAUACCGGAAGGAGGUGGGGAGGGGUUUGAAGAGGUGGAGAGGGGUGGAAGCGAGAGGAGGAGAGGCAGCAGCGGGGACGUGAUGGGUGGGGAGUUCAGUGGCAGUGAUGCUGGCAGCACUGUUUCAGAGCCCUUACCCGGCACUAGCAGCUUUUUUGGAUCAAGAGGAGCAGCAGCAGGAGCAGGAGCAGGAGCAGCGGCAGGAGACGCAGCAGCAGCUGCCAAGGCCUUGCUGACUGAAACCCUCCCUGUGGCCUCCCCUCGGUUCUGGCAGCUAGGUUCCCGACCCUCUACCGGAUCGAGACUAGGAGGUUCGGCAAGGGCGGCAGGUUCGGUAGACCCUUGGGCGUGGGCAUACAAGACAGGGAACCUGGCCCGGGGGUCGCCGAUGGGGGGAAUUAAUUGCUGGAGUGAGGCAGAGGUUCGGAACUUUACAGUGCGGUCGAAAAGCUAUUUGAGGGAUAAGAUGAAGCAGAAUGCAGGGCAGCCGGGGAUGGCGCUGGUGGCUGUGGAUUGGCUGAAGCGCGUGGAGAGGAUUGACCAUGUGGUUGAACUGAAGAGGACUCCUGUGCAUGGAAUGCGCGAGAUGAUGGCCAGCAGUGAUACCUCGUCGCGGCCGUACUUUUUCAUUGUGAAUAUGCAGGUGCCAGCAGCGCAGCAGUACAGCAUGGUGUUCUACUGGGCCAUGGAGGAGCCACCAACAGACUCGUCCAUGCUGGGGCAGUUCAUCAACGGGGAUGACAUCUUCCGCAACACACGCUUCAAGCUCAUCCCACGCAUCCACCAGGGCGCAUGGGUGGUGAAGAGGAGUGUGGGGACGACGCCGCUCAUCAUCGCUGGUGCUCUCACUGUGCAAUACUUCAAAGGACCCGACUAUUUUGAGGUGGACGUGGAUAUUGGGUCGUCAGCUGUGGCCAAUGGGGUGGUGAGAUUUGUGCUGGGAUAUGUCCGAACACUCAUCAUCGACAUGGCGUUUUUAAUCCAGGGAAACACGGAGGAGGAGCUCCCUGAGAAGCUUCUAGGAACCAUCCGCAUUUCACAUUUAGAGCCAAAUGCAGCGUUAGACAUGGACCUUGACAAUCCAGAGCCACCCCCUCACUCCCCUCAACAAUCAGUCAAUGCAGUCACCGUGUCGGUCAACGCGUUCAACGCGGUCAAUGCGGCGACAGUAGGGCUUGGAAACGUCGCCUCAGGCUCCCACGGGAUGCCUUACGAUCAGUUUCGCGACAUCCAGCGAUUGUGGGAGUCGCAGGGGUCGCAUCGUGCUGUCGCACAGGGGAGCGCUGUCGCACAACAAGGAAGCGCUUUCGCACAAGACAGAUCUUUUGCACAACACGAAACGGGAACAAACAACACCCCCCAAGGCCAAGCUACAGGGUCCUUUGGCGGAAUUAUCUCCGCGGAUGGUCCUAUUUCCCCGUCCGGAAGCAUGGUUGGCGGAAGGAGUGGCGGAAUGGCGAGGGGGAGCAGUUUUGGCGAAGGGAUUGGCGGAAGGCGGGGGGGAUUCGCCGCGCCCGCGCUGCCUGGCGGAGUUAUUGGUCCCCCAGGCCUGGGAGGCGGAAGAAUUACGGGGGUUGCAGCAGCAGGGGGAGGCGGGGCGGUAGGAUAUACCGCGGACAGCGCAACAAUAGGCGCGGGGAUGGGGGGGGAGAGGCUGGAAAGCUUGCUGGCGGAGGCUCUACUCGGGGGAGGUUCUUUCCAGGCUCUACUGGCAGGGGGAGGUGCUUUUCAGAGACCUACAGCUCCCCAGGUCUCACCGGCAGGCAGGGAGGUGGGAACUGGUGCAGGUGGUAACCUGGCGUUACUAGAGCUGAUGAGAAUGUCAGAAUUUGCUGGCAGCCUCCCUCCCAACCGUGCUGCACCGAGCAGCACCGGGAGCGGAUACCACACAGCUACUAACCUACCUAUUAACUCUGACCUGAUUUACGCCGGUGCAAUGAAUCAGCCGCUGCCGUCUUUUUACGGGCAGCCUGUGCAGAUGGCAACGAAUACUGAGCCGGUGAACCAGGAUCGCGGCCAGCGGGCGAUGAGAGCCUGGGAGAGGGCUGGGAGGUCGGGUUUAGAGGGAGUGACGGAGGGUGAGCGGUUGGGGUUAACGGCUGGUGAGGGGUUGGGGGUGCUGGCUGGCUGUCACGAUCUGUCUGCCGUUCUGGCUGCUGCUGCCGCCGCCGCCGCCGCUAGCAGCGCGCAUGGCGGCGCUAGCAGCCCAUAUGGCGGCGCUAGGGGCGCACAUGGCGGCUUCCCCAGGUCUGGCUCUUCCCCUCGUCCCCUUCCCCCACUUCCCUCCCCUCUCCCCCCUCUUCCUCCUCUCCCCCUUAUCCUCCCUUUCCCCUCUUUCCCCCUUGUUCUCCCUCCCCACCAAGAGCAGGAGGAGGAUGAGAUUUUGCGUCGGCUGGUGGAAAGGGGAGGGGCGAGAAGAUGGUCUGCCAUAGCAGCACACCUCAAGGGGCGCGCGGGGAAGCAGUGUCGCGAGCGCUGGCACAACCACCUGAAGCUGGGAAUCAAGAAGGACGCAUGGACGGAAGAGGAGGAGGGGACGCUGAUAGAGGCGCACAAGCGCGUGGGGAACAAGUGGGCGGAGAUUGCGAAGCUGCUGCCUGGGCGGACGGAUAAUAACGUGAAGAAUCACUGGAAUUCUACUGUUAGGCGGAAGGAGGAUGUGGGGAGGACAGGGGGGAAGGACGGGGGUCGGGGGAAGGAGGGGGGAGGGAAGGGGGAAGAGGGAGGGGAGGAGAAGGGUGAAGGGGGAGAGGAAGGGGAGGAGGGUAGGGGGGAUGUGGAAAAGGAAGGAGGGGAAGAGGAUCGAGAUGGGAGAGAGGGAGGAGGAACGGGAGAGGAAAAGGAGGGAGAUAAGGGAGAGAAGGAGAGAGAAAAGGGAGGGGAGGAUGAGCGGGGGAGAGACAAGGGAAUGCAAGAGGUGAGAGAAGGGAGGGAUGGGAGGGCAGAUGGUGAGAAUGGGGAUGGGGAUGGAUGUGGGGAAGAGGGUAGGGAUGGGGAUGGUGUUAGGGAUGCAGGGAAGAGGGAGAAAGAAGAGAAUGGGCCAGUCUUGAGAGGACGGGAAGAUGAUGCUUCGGGGGCUGACCAUUCGGGAUUACGAAGAGAAGUGACGCGGGUAGAUCGAACAGAAACUGUCGCAGCAGCAGCGUCGGCCUUACGCUCGCGUUCCUUCAGCAAUGCACGCCUCUCCUCCUCACAUAACCCUUUCGAGUCGGCUCAAAAAGAAGAGACUGCCACAGCAGCAGCAUCGUCUUUGCGCUCGCAUUCUUUCAGCAAUGCUCGCCUCCCCUCCCAAGUGACUUCUGAGUCGACUCAGAACGCAGAAACUGCCGCAGCUGCGGCUUUACGCUCGCGCUCUUUUGGCAAUGCGCGCCUCUCCUCCUCCCAUGUCCCCAGUUUCGAGACGCCUCAAAACUCCUUACCCUCACGUUCCUUCAGCAAUGUGCACCCCUCCUCCUCCCAUGUCUCUCUCAAAUCCGCUUCUUUCCCCCGCGCUCCCGCGUCCCUCCCGCCCUCCUGGCCCCCCACCCGCUCGCUCCCAAAUGCUCCCGCUGCCAACACCCCUGCUUCCGCUGCUGCUGCCGCCACCACCGCUGCUGCUGCUGCUGCCGCUGCUGCUGCUGUUGCUGCUGAUUCAAGCGAAGCUGCUGCUGGUGGGGCUUUUAGUGUAACAAACAGGGAAACAAACCCACGGCAAGUCCAAGGCCCCAGUGUGGUUGACUCAAGGGGACAGCCCACAGGUGCAGGGGGGGUAGUGAUGAUGGGACAAGGACAUACGGCUCAAGGGCUUGUAGAGCAGACGUGUAUGGGGCAGCCACUGGUGGGACAGCAGGCGGGUGUGGGGCAGUCAGUGGUGGCACAGACGAGUGUGGGCAAUCAGAGGGAUCUAGCGAAGGCUAUGCUUCACCUGGACGCUCUCUCCUCUGCCGGCUUGCUCAUGGGUUACCCUGCUGCUGCCGCUGCUCCCUCCGCUGCUGCUGCUGUUUCUACCUCUGCUGCUGCUCCUUGUUCGUCUGCUCCUUCCCCCUCCACCAUCUCCUCCCCCCGCUCUGCCCCCUCCUCUCGCCCCGCAUUCCCUCCCUCUCCCGCCCCAGCACCGCACUCCACCGAAUUCCCCCGCGCUUUCACCACCCCCCAGGGCCGCAUCCCUUCUUUCUCUCCCUCUCUUUCAUCUCUCACCAAUCCACUCCCGAACCCCUCCCUCCAGCCAACUAGCCCAUUCAUUCACAACCCCUCCCUUCCUCUCCCUGCCUCUGUAUCUAUCUCUGUUCCCUCUACCUCCUCUGCUGCACCCACCAAUCACCCCCUCCCCUGCCUCUCUCGCUUUGCCACAGUGUCAGCUUCCGACCAAUCAGCAGCCGGCGGCCUGACCAGCCGGGCAGCUGAAAUUGCAAGCGUGGUGCAAAAUCUUUUCGAUGCACUCAUGCGCUCAGACAUCCUCCCUGCCCCAUCCGUUCCAUCCCUCGCAUCUCAACCUUCUCGUGCCACAGAAAGAGACAGCUGUGAUACGCUGCCCAAUCCCUCUCAGCUGCCCGGUUUUUCUCAACUGCCCGAUUUCUUUCAACUGCCGAGAUUCCUGACGCAGGAGCAACUGGCACUACUGAAGCAGUGGCUGGAAAGGGGUCAAAUAGGCCAAGGCAUGCAGAGCCAGGUGGGCUUGGAGGCGACUGCUGGUGCGCCUGGUGGCUUGGGGGAAGCGUUUGGAUCGACUCAGCAGUCGUCAACUCAACACCAGGGGCAUACUAUCGUCACUGCAUCCAUGUCCGCUCCUGUGUCUGCUCGUGCGCUCUUGGAGGCGAGUGCUGGUGUGCCUGGUGGCUUGGGGGACGCGUUUGGAUCAACUCAACAGCCAGCCCAGAGCCCUGUAGUCGUCACUGCACCCGUGGCACCUGUGGCGGCACCUGGGGCAGCACCUGUGGCAGCACCUAUGGUAGCAACAACUGAAGAGUCAGGGGACUGUUCGAAGGGCCCUCAAGGUGCAAAGGGCCCUCAAGGUGCCAGAGGGAAGGACGACGAGGGCUUCCGGGUUCCACAAGACCGACCGGCUGUUUCUGGCCGAAAGGCAAGAGCUGAGACACCCACUGACAAAGCCUAUGACGUUCCCUCCACUGACUGGGGAGUGCGGUUUGGUGGAAGGUGUGAGGAAGGAGGGGGGAUGGUUGGUGGGAGGGUGGAGGGCGCGGUUGUGGGAGUCAGAGAGAAUGAGAGGCAGGGGCAGGAGUGUGCCGCUGCUGACGAGGUUCAAAAGGAGAAAGAGGUUCGAAGGAAGGAUGAGGUUCGAAGGGAGAAAGAUGUUCAGAGGGUGGACGAGGGUCAACGGGAGAAAGAGGGUCAACGGGAGAAAGAGGGCGCGCCUAUAGCCGUCAUAGACGGCACCAUCCAACUCGUCGGCGACCUAUCCCUCCUCGGCGGUGGCGGGUCCUUCCCCCCUCCUCCCUCUCCCUCCACCCACUCCUCCCCUCACCCCCUCUCCACGUCCGCUCCCUUCCCCACACGCGGCAGCGCCGCUCCUCUUUCUUCGAAUCCUCUUGUGCUCUCCGUGUCUCCGCACCCCAGCCCGUCUCCUGGAGUGGUGGCGCGGCCUUGGGGGAUGAAGUCACCGCUGCCGGGUGAAUCGCGGAAAACAGAUGUGCCAAAGGAGGAUGCUGGUGCUACGACUUCUGAGUCAACUCCAAAAUCAGGUUGGAGUGUGGAGUUUCGUGGUGCUGCGACUGAUGCUGCCACUGGUGCUGCACACGCUGCAUCCCUGAGGGAGGACGAGCGGAUGGGUGGGCAUGGGCAACAGCAGGAGUACGAGCAGCAUCAUGGGCAUGGGCAGCAGAAAAACGAUUAUCCUCAUCUGCAGCAGCAACAGCAGCAGUUGGGGGAGCAGCAACGGGAAGAUGCAGAGGAUGAAAAUGAGGGAAGGGAGGAACAUGAGGAGGAGGAGGAAGAGGAAUACGAGAAGGAGGGGGAGGAGGGACAUGAGGAGGAGAGGGAGGGGGACGAGUUGCAAGAGCACGAGGAGGUGUAUGAGUACAUGGGAGUGCGCUCAAGUCUCACCAUCACCCGCAGCAGCAGCACCAUUCCCAGCCACCCCUCCUUGCACGUCCACAUCCCCACCCAGCCUCCCUCCACUCUGUCAGAGUGUCCCGACACACAGCUUGGUGAUUCUGCGCCUAGUGCGUCUCAUUAUCAUGAGCCCACCAACGCACCUAUGGAUUCGGGUGAUUAUGACUUGGAUGCUGCGGCUGGUGGCAGAGGCAGCAGUGGUGCUGAUGCAGCAGCUGCCUCCUCGCCCUCGCCAGUUACUCCUGCUGCUGUUGCUGCUGUCACAGUGCCUGCAAGCACGGGUGCGACGCCCAACACCAUCAAUGCAGCCCUCUCCCCUGUGAACCCACCUCUGCUUGCUUCUGCCACAGCUGUUUCUGCCGAGGCUGCUUCUGCCGCAGCUGUUUCUGCCGAGGCUUCUUCCACUCUCCCGGCUUCGGGUUUCGGCCCAAGUCCUUUCAGUCAACUUGCCUCUCAAUGGAUUUUCUCCAACCUACCGCCCCACCCUCUGGCCACCCAGUCAAACCCAACCAUCCCGAACCUUCCAGACGUGCUGCCGAACCUCCCAAACGGCCCACCGAACCUCGCAACCCAGGUGUGA